Molecule: messenger RNA, 1915 nt
Organism: Anthonomus grandis grandis
Lineage: Eukaryota; Metazoa; Arthropoda; Insecta; Coleoptera; Curculionidae
Gene: Cog8
Product: conserved oligomeric Golgi complex subunit 8
Exons: 5
Coding region: 143-1846 (567 amino acids)
Biological process (GO): intra-Golgi vesicle-mediated transport
Cellular component (GO): COG complex
Source: RefSeq, a predicted model, not a curated record
AUUGUUUUUUUAACUAGUUUGAGGUUCAACAAUAAACAAUAAGUAUAAAUAAUUAUUUAAAAUUGUGAUGUGGCUAUUAUAGAAGGGAUUAUCUAACGAAUUCUACUAAUUUUGCUAUUUAGCUAUUUAGCGUAUUAUCACGAUGACAGAAGAAAAAAUUAAAUUACUAGAGUUGCUGUAUGAUAAAGAUUAUCCAAGUGAAUGGGAGUAUAGAGAAGACAUAAGUGAAUAUUUAAAUAAACUUGGCAGAUACAAAGUCGAAGACCUAAUUAAGCAGCCCAAAUAUUUAGAAAAUGAACACCAAAUUAUUCAAGAGCAGACCCAAGACCUGGCCGUUUCAAACUAUAAAACAUUCAUUGAAACUGCUGAAUGUUCAAAAGAACUAUUCACCCAAUUUAACGUAAUAGAGCACAAACUAGACCAGCUGCUUGUCGACCUGCCAAAUUUCCAGGAGAAAUGUUCGAGGUUCAGUCAGACAACUGGUCAAAUCAGUAAUUUACGGAAAUUAAACUCCCUUACUUUGACGAAAAAUGCACAGUUAUUGGAAAUUUUAGAGUUGCCUCAGUUAAUGAACUCUUUUAUCAAUGAUGAGUUGUAUGAAGAUGCUUUGGAGUUGGCUGCUUAUGUUAGAAAGUUAUGUUCCAAGUAUAGGGAUAUACCUAUAUUUAAUAGUAUCUUAAACGAUGUAAAUCAAGCAUGGUUAUUGAUGCUCCAUCAACUGUUAUCCCAACUUAAACAGGAACUUACUUUGCCAAAAUGUAUCCAAAUUGUUGGCUACCUUAGAAGAAUGGAAGUUUUCACAGAACUAGAGUUAAAACUGAAAUUCCUUCAGGCAAGACACCAUUGGCUGGAUCAUUGCGUCAAAUAUAUACCUAAAGAUGAACCAAACCACCACCUGACCAAGACAAUUGAAAUCACUAGAGUGAAUUUAUUCAAUAUUAUCACCCAGUAUAAAGCGAUAUUCAACGAUGACGAAUCAAUGUCUAAUACCUCUUUAAGAAACGACGUUAAUCCAAAUAUAAUAUUUUAUACUUGGAUAAAUGACCGGAUUGAUGACUUUCUUAAAGUUCUAAAAGAUGAUCUAAAGUCUGUACAGUCUGUGGAGACGAUUUUAGAUCAGUGCAUGUAUUUUGGACAGUCGUUCAGUAAAGUGGGAUGUGACUUUAGGAGCCUCUUAGUCCCAAUAUUCACAAACCAAAUCCUGGAAAACUUUAGGAACUGUGUAGCUAAGGCUAUGAUAAGCUUCGAAAAGACCAUAGAGCACUUCACUUUGAUAAACAAAAAUUUACCGAAUAUCCCUUGGAAGACCAAAGACCAGGAUGCCCUGCAUCCACCUGAUACUUUAUUAGAAUUUUAUCCGCUGGCUGAGUACUUAAACAACAUCCUGAAAAUCUUAAAUAAUUUUAGGGCGUGCGCACCGAUUUCUAUAGUAAAUGAAGUAAUCGAUUCCCUACAAAAGUCCUUAGUGUUCAUAUCAAAAUCGUUACUGAUUCUUUAUUCGCAAGAGCAACAAGCGUUUACCAGCACCUCAAAAGAUGCGUUUACUAGACUUUGCAUGUGUUUUUCCGACGAUUUAAUACCGUACGUUCAGAAGUGCGUUCACAUUAUUUAUCCACCGAAUCAGAUCGCUUUAAAGUUAGGCAUAAGUGUUCAGACUUUACAAAACGAGAAAAUAUCGUUUUUGGAUAAGAAUUUAAUUGUUGAGCCCAUAAGGCAUUUGUUGCCUCCUAAAAUUGAACCUCAGCUUAGUUUUGAAAGUAAGAAUAAUUUAGGUGAGGAUAAGAGGGUAGAGGUAGAGGGAUUUAUUAAAUGCGAGAGAAAUAAUGAUAUAGAAGCUGAUGUUUAAUUAUUAAUGUUAAAAAAUAUUUGUUGUAUAUAGUGUAAAAAAAUGAAAUAUAUGAGCAUACUUUGCUUC